UAAGAAACCGGAAGUUGUCAUUGCCGAGGCUCCUGCUCAGACUCCGGCGCCGGAAGCGGCAUUUUUCUGAACUGGGAAAUAUGGCGACAGUGACUGUGCGUUCUGCUCCGCUCGGAGGUUUUGAUUUCAGCAACUGCAGGAGAAAUACCCUCUUGACCAAUGAAUUUACUCAGAAAGGGCACAAGCUACCCGCAGCUCGCAAAACAGGGACCACAAUUGCUGGAAUAGUGUUUAAGGAUGGAGUUAUACUUGGAGCUGACACAAGAGCAACAGAAGGAAUGAUUGUUGCUGAUAAGAACUGCUCAAAGAUCCACUAUAUAGCUCCAAAUGUCUAUUGCUGUGGUGCUGGGACUGCAGCUGAUACAGAAAUGACAACGCAGAUGAUCUCUUCCAACAUGGAGCUACAUUCUCUGUCCACGGGACGUUUAUCCAGGGUAGCAACUGCCAACCGAAUGCUGAAGCAGAUGCUAUUUAGGUAUCAAGGUUAUAUUGGUGCUGCGCUGGUACUGGGUGGAGUGGACUGUACUGGGCCCCAUCUGUACAGCAUUUACCCUCAUGGAUCCACUGACAAGCUUCCCUACGUUACUAUGGGCUCUGGUUCGCUGGCUGCCAUGGCUGUUUUUGAGGAUCGCUACAAACCUGACAUGGAGGAAGAAGAAGCCAAGCAGCUGGUACGCGAUGCCAUCGCCGCUGGGAUCUUUAAUGACCUGGGCUCCGGCAGCAACAUUGAUCUAUGCGUAAUAACAAAAAAUAAGGUGGAUUAUAUCCGUCCCCACGAGUUGGCCAACAAGAAAGGCGUGAGGACAGGAAAUUAUAAAUACAAGAAAGGUACCACGGGGAUUCUGUCGGAGAAGAUUACCAACUUCAACUUGGAUGUGAUGGAAGAAUCCGUGCAAACUAUGGAUAUUUCCUAAGUCUCUUAAGUAAAUGUAUUGGCAUCUUUUUGCAUCCCGUGUUAGCCCACAUUAUCAUGUUAAGCAUUUUCUGCGUUAUCUUAUGAUCCAUUAAAAAAAACAAAACUUAAAAA
Xenopus tropicalis (tropical clawed frog) is the source of this 1027-nucleotide messenger RNA. It is a transcript of the gene psmb7, whose product is annotated as proteasome (prosome, macropain) subunit, beta type, 7. Gene Ontology annotation, cellular component: proteasome core complex; nucleus; cytoplasm. Gene Ontology annotation, molecular function: threonine-type endopeptidase activity. The record is from RefSeq and is a predicted model, not a curated record. NCBI's taxonomy places the organism in Eukaryota, Metazoa, Chordata, Amphibia, Anura, Pipidae. Gene Ontology annotation, biological process: protein catabolic process. The transcript has 8 exons. Bases 81 to 914 code for a protein of 277 amino acids.